AUGAGUAAAAAAGGAACUACUCAUAUAGAAAAGAAAGGAGAAGAACAAGAAGAGUCUUUUAUUAAAGUAUUAUUAACAAGCUAUUCUAAAGAAACUCCUUCUCGAUUAAAGAUGAUUGAUUGUUUCCUUAUUUAUCAAUUAAUAACAGCUGCACUUGUAUUAGUUUAUGGAUUUUUCUUCUGUCAUAAUCCAUUAAAUGCUUUUCUUGCUGCAUUAUUUUCAUGUGCAGGUAUGUUUGUCUUUACAAUGUCUCUAAGGCUUCAUGAAAGUGAAGAAGGUUCAUCUAAAAAAUACUUCGUUGAAUAUGUGUUUUGUGUGAUUCUUUUACAACUUUCUGUUGCCAAUUUCCUUGGGUAA
Molecule: messenger RNA, 357 nt
Organism: Entamoeba nuttalli P19
Lineage: Eukaryota; Evosea; Mastigamoebida; Endamoebidae
Product: defender against cell death protein, putative
Exons: 1
Coding region: 1-357 (118 amino acids)
Biological process (GO): protein N-linked glycosylation
Cellular component (GO): oligosaccharyltransferase complex; membrane
Source: RefSeq, a predicted model, not a curated record